GGAGGGGCGUGGUAAACAUACAGUCUCGCUUUAAGAGUUUACAACCUCACAAUCAUUCCCAGACUCCGGCUUCUACGUGUGUGACUAAAGACUAGAGAAUGUACUGAAAGUCAGUUUCGGACGUUUUAGUGCGAUUUGAAAAAAAGGCGAAGCGGUAUUUUCUUCCUUAUCCCCCCUUCAAGACAGACCAGUUUGGACUCUACCGACUUACCGCAAUAAGGUGGGCUUACCCCAAGUUUGAAUUGACACACGAGUCUCAACCCGAAAGUAACUUCGUGAGGCUAGAGGACUUUAUAGCCACAGCUGGGACAAAUUUUCUCUUCAUUUGAAAAGAAAGGAUGUAUCGAAACUUUGGGAAUCAAGGACGAGGCAACCCGGCCUACUCAGGCAGCAGCUCUGGGUCAAACACCGGAUCACACACCAGCACCACAACUACACAACAGGAGCAGAAAUUUGCCAUAGCAGGCAGCAGCCAGUUUGUACCAAGCCUCAAUGCCAUCACAUCCAGCCAGGACCUCCAGUGGCUGGUCCAACCCUCCCUUAUGCAUUCACCGGGCCCUUCAAGAUCACCAGUACCUCCUUACCCAACCCUCUCUGGGGCCCGGGCGAUGGGUCCACCACCUUCCCAGUCCCAGCUUCUCAGACCAGGGGUCAUAAGAGCAGCUGCAAACACUACAGCUUCAACAAGGCGCAGAAACGAUGAACAUUUAUCCCAUGAAGAGAUGGAAAGACGCAGAGUAAGAAGGGAGCGGAAUAAAUUGGCUGCAGCAAAAUGUCGCAAUCGCCGACGGGAGCUCACAGACUCACUGCAAAAUGAGACUGACCAGCUGGAGGAUGAAAAAUCCCGUUUACAGAAGGAAAUAGCUGAAUUACAAAAGGAGAGAGACAAGCUUGAGCUUGUCCUGGAAGCUCACCGUCCCAUCUGUAAAAUAGAGGAUUCCGAUUCAGAUUCUGACCCAAGUCCAUCAAUUUCCUCUUUGCGAGGCGUCAAAAUGGAGCAGGAGGACUCCAGCAGACCUGGAACCUCAACCAAACUUCCAACAAAGAUGGAGAAACCCAAACCAAAGAUAACUCUCCCCACCAAGCCUGUGACAUCAUCGGCCUCUGCUGUUGCCACUGAAUCAGAGUCGCUCCACACCCCGAUUCUCACAUCCACUCCCUCGCUAAUGGCAUUCACAGCCGGUAUGGUUUUCACUUAUCCCUCUGCCUCUUUAGACACCAGCGCCUCCAUCACGUCCCAUGCUACAUCACAUCAGGGAAAUGUCCAACAGUCUCAUGCCCCACAGCCCUGUGGGAUAGCUCAUCGCCGCAGCAGCAGCAGUGGUGACCAAUCAGAUCACUCCCUGCACUCCCCGACUAUCCUCACAUUGUGACUGACGGCCCUGUGAUCCUGGCAAAACACUAAUGUUCAUUUCAACGUAGUCCAUGUCUGUGUGUGUGUGUGACAAAAAGGAUCUCUGGGAAACCUGACGGAAAUGAAAACGAUGAUUGUAAUAACCAUUUCAAAAUGAACUAUGUGCAUCUGCUUCAUUUAAUAUCUUUAGAAAAAGUAUUCUUUUUAUUAUUAGAUAACACAUAAAUUAGUGGCAUUAUCAGGAUAUGAAUGUUACACUCUUUUUAGAUUUGAUAUAAAUAUAGACUUUAUAUUUUAAAAGCUAUGAGGUAGAAUGAGUAUGUUUGAGGUGAAGAAUUGCAUGCACAAUAUAUUCUCAACAAAAGCCUUUUACAAAUAACUGAUAACACCAUCUAAUGAUAGAUAAAAAUAAUAUUUAUAAUAAUUAUACUUUACAUUAUGUUGCAUUUAAUGACUUGUUACAUUUUUAUGUCAUGUUAUGUAACACUUUAUAAAUGUCCUCACCAAGGCAUAUAGAGAAUUUAUUGUUUUUUUUUCUAUAUGAAUCUUAAGAAUUCUAAUAUAGUCUAUGCAAAUCAUUGACCACUAAGGCUGGGCCAUAGGAGUUGAUAUAGAUUACAUGAUCACAUAUUUAUUUUUUAAGAGUGUAAUAUAUUUUUGAUAAUGUUUUAAUUUUCUGUGGCAAUUGAACUGUUAUGGUGGGCAGUGCCUUACUUUUAACUUUUGUCAAAGCUGUACUACUUCACAGAUAAUAAAGAACAAAUGUUCAUAAAUGUGUGGAAAUUGUAAUGAUGUAAUAUUAUUGGUAAAAAAAAAAAAAGAAAAAAAAAGAGGAUGAGUAAACAACUUAAAAACAACAGAUUCAUCAGAUUCUGUUGAGAACAGAUCAUUUAAAGUGUGCAAAAAAGAUUUUUGUAAACUGAAUGCUGAGACACCAGAUUAACCCAAACUGGAAUAUAAAUACUGUAGGCAUGAAACACGGAGGCGAUCAACUGAUGAUUAGUUAUCAUAGUUGAUUAACUGUUUCAUGCAUUUAAUCAAGCAAAAUAUUCUCUGGUUGCUGCUUUUCCAAAGUGAGGAUUUGCUGCUAUUCUGUGUUUUGUAUCCAUGUAAAGUGAAUAUCUUUGAGUUUUGGACCUUUGGUCAUAAAAAAAACAAAAAAACAAGCAAUUUGAAAACUUUACCUUUGACUCUUAGAUAUUAUAAUGGGCAUAUUUCAUUAUUUUGUGACAUUUUACAGAUUAAAUGAUUAAUUGAGAAAAUAAUAACCUAUUUUUGAAAAAUAAAAUACUGACAAACUAAUGACCACUCUAUGCCCAUCAACUGUGAACACUGUGUCCUCUGUUACUCCAUUUCCCAAAAAUGAAGCGAAUCUCUUGCUAAUACAUACAUGGCUCAGAGGGCAUUGGAUCACUCUGUGAAAAUGGGGUUAGAGAGAGAUAUAGAGAUGGAAAAAGAGUCACAUUGAGAGCUAGAGAGCACGAGGGAGAAAAAAAUCACUGUAUGAUUCUGCUGUCAAAGGACGUCUGUGCAUCACUAAGUGGGUGAAAGCA
This is a messenger RNA of Seriola dumerili (greater amberjack), 2907 nucleotides long. It is a transcript of the gene fosl1a, whose product is annotated as FOS like 1, AP-1 transcription factor subunit. Gene Ontology annotation, molecular function: DNA-binding transcription factor activity, RNA polymerase II-specific; RNA polymerase II cis-regulatory region sequence-specific DNA binding. Gene Ontology annotation, cellular component: nucleus. Lineage: Eukaryota; Metazoa; Chordata; Actinopteri; Carangiformes; Carangidae. Bases 339 to 1373 code for a protein of 344 amino acids. Gene Ontology annotation, biological process: regulation of transcription by RNA polymerase II. The record is from RefSeq and is a predicted model, not a curated record. The transcript is spliced from 4 exons.